Messenger RNA from Carassius auratus (goldfish), 4197 nucleotides. It is a transcript of the gene il11ra, whose product is annotated as interleukin 11 receptor subunit alpha. Gene Ontology annotation, molecular function: protein binding. Bases 141 to 1343 code for a protein of 400 amino acids. The transcript is spliced from 12 exons. NCBI's taxonomy places the organism in Eukaryota, Metazoa, Chordata, Actinopteri, Cypriniformes, Cyprinidae. The record is from RefSeq and is a predicted model, not a curated record.
UGACAGAGCUCUCGUCCAAUGGGAGCCGCGGAGGGAAGGCGCAGAGAAAUCCUCUGACUUUACUACGAAGGUGACGCGCAGCCAAGGCGAUGGAGAGAAACCGUGUCAAAAUGCUCGUUUAAUGUUUGAAGAAAAGUAAGAUGCCUGGUUUAGUGUCAUGCCUUGGCGAUCUAAUAGUCACUGGAAUCAUCAUCCUCUUCUCUGACCACGUCCAGUCAGAGAUAUGGACCAAUGAAGUUUCAGACGUCCAGUUCGGUGGACUGGGCUCCAGGGUCACGCUCACAUGCGGAGGUGCUCACGGCGGGUCUCCAGUGGAAUGGCGGUUCAAUGGGAGCUCAGUACCGCUGUGGCAGAUACACCAGGGCUCGCUUACGCUACUGAACACCACACACUCGAUGGAAGGCAACUACAGCUGCCAUGAUGAACGAGGAACUUUACUGCACUCCAUCAAACUACGCCUGGGCUAUCCGCCUCAUUUUGUCCGAAUUUCUUGUCGUAUGCCGAGUCAUAUGAACAUCUACUGCUCCUGGGUACAAACUAAGACAACACACCUGCCCACGUCAUACAGGACCUCCUACAGUGUUAAUAAAGGCAGGCAGGUGGACGACUGCGAGCAGAAGCACAUUGGGUUGAAUGAGUGUAUAAUUACUAACCCACCGUUAUGGACCUCAAAGUUCCUGGUGAACAUCACCGAAAUCAACCCUCUGGGAUCCAACUCCACCAUCGUCCAGAUAGACAUUCAUGAACUCUUGAAGCCGGAUCCUCCCGAGGACGUCCAAGUUCUUCAGGUGGAAGGUCAGCCCACUCAGUUACUGGUCCAGUGGAGUUAUCCUUCAUCCUGGACGGUUGAAAUCAUGCCCGCUUUUCCCUUAACCUUCUCACUGCGUUACCGGCCGAUCGGCUCCAGCUACUGGUCGACACUGGAGACAGAGGACAACACUAGUCUAAAGAUCAUGGACGCUCUAGUGGGUCACCUUCAUCAGAUCCAGAUCAGAGCUCAGGACGCCCUGAUCAACCACAGCCAGUGGAGUGAAUGGAGUCAUGUGGUAGAGGUCCGGCCGUGGAUCGAGCCUUGGGAAGAGCCAACAGAGGAACUGAUGGAUUUUAGCUUUCCAUUUUUCAACUUGUCAUUUCCAGUGAGGACCACAGACAAGUCUCCAGAUUCAUCAUUACACCAGAACGGAAGCCUCGGUCUGUUGAUUUUGUUGGGUCUGUUUGCAGCGUUCAUGGUGGCUGUGUUAUUAACCAUCAUCGCACUUCUACGGGUCAGACAAAGAAAACAGGACAAUGUGAAGAAAGAAGAACUGGCUUCCAUGGUGAAGAUGAAAUCCAUACCGGUCUAAAAUUUGAGAAGUCGGCCGUCUCCAGUUCGGCCCUCAUAGGGCAUCAGUAUAGGGAAUCAGCACCACUGACAGACUCCAUUACCCACAAUCCACCUCUCCUCUCUGAGUCCCGUGAACUGUGAACAUGAACAGUCUCCAAUGUAGCACACAAUGCAAUGGAAAAAAAAAACACAAGGAUUUCCUUUCUCCUUUCACAGCAAAUUCUUGGACAAUGAAAAGCAUAUUUUUGUAUUGCUCUUUUCCUUCCCGUUUCACCCGCGCUCUACUGGACUCCACUUCUGACACACGCUGUUCUGUGAAAAGGCUUUUGCCCGGACACACGCAGCAUACGGGGCAUUAUGGAGAAAGUGGCGAAAAAGACACUCUGUAACCUUUAGACAGCUGCUAUCUUUGGAAGACAGAAGGUUGGCGAAGGAAGCGGAGUCUUUCUGUGGAGAGACAAAAACUGCUUUGUCUUUCUUCCUGCGCUCAAAACCGGUGGACGGACGGACACAUCUGCAGUUGAUCGGCUUCGUCUGGUUAGUUCCCAGCCAGAUGUGGCAUCUAAAGCAUCGCGUUCUCGCUCAUAAACUCCCGUAAAAUGCAUUUCACCAUGACAUCAGCCUCGGAGUUCAUGUCUUGACCGUAAACGCCAGCGACGGUUACGAACUCGCUUCAAUGCCAUAAAUGCAUUUGGUUUCUCUGGACUUUUUGGGCAUUUUCUCUGCAUUGAAUCCAGACAUGAAUGUAAAUCGGUCUUACAGUGGCACAUCUGUAAGGCGAUCCAAGCUGAUUGUUUCUAUGUUGAAGCUAGUAGAUAUUCACAAUAUUAAGUUCUAUUGAAGCUCAUCUAUACAAUGAUAUCAUUAGACAUUUAUGCAUUUAUAUUGUGUAAUAAUUUGUAUACAGCAUACUGUUCUGUUGUACAUUGCUCUCCAGUGACAUAAAGCUCGAUGCAUGCGUUUUUGUAAUUCUUUUAAAGUGUAUGAUUUUAUUGAAUGAGAAGAUUUUAAUAUGCAUAUCCUUCCUAUAGAUACAAAGAAACAAAAAUACGGAAAGUUGUCCAAAGAAAGAAAUAAAGUGGAUAGUGUCUGGAAUAUGUAUCUAUGGAAGCUUUUUUUUUUAUCCAUGGGAUAAAAAAAAAAAAUAAUUGUUACUUUCUUGAAUCUCAAAAAUCUUUUUUUCUUGACUUUUUCUUUUCUCGCAGUUCUGACUUUUUUUCCCGCUCUCACAAAUCUAAGUUUACAUUUUCACAGUUUUCUGUAAAAAAUUAAAAAAGAAGUAAUUGAAUAAAAUAAAAACUAAAAACACUUACUUUCUCUCUCUCUCUCUCUCUCUCUCUCUCUGUCCAGUGGUAGAAAAAAAAAAAAAGCUUCCAUAGGUACUUUUUUUUUAUCAUUUUUUUAUUUUUUUUAUGACAUUUAAUAAAAAAACCCACAAAUUUCUAUUCUGGGUUUUGCACCAAAUGAUUUCAUAAUUGGGGUUUCUUGUUGAUAACAGCUAUUUUUACAUAAAGACCAAAAGUUGAACUAACAAUAAGUGGGCUUUUAGUUUUUGGAUUUCUAUUAAAGAUGUCACUGUGAUUCUUUCUUCUUGAUUACUCUAAUAAUUCAUUGAAGAUGUUUGCCAGGUGUUUUUUGUACAUUUCUUCAUGUAUUUUUGCAUCAUUUGCUCAUGACCUCUGCCGUUCGUGUGCCUUAACGUUUCACCAGCAAGAUGAUUUGUGUUUCUGUAGGAUUCAUAACGCACGUGCCUGAGAUUGGUGCUCUGAUAAUACUUCACUUUAAGACAGAUUGUGAUUGACCAGUGAAUCAUUUAUGCAUAAAUCUUUUGUUUUGUCAGUCAUAUUUAAGACUAUACUCUUGGUUUAGCCGGUCAUAUAUUCUUCUUUCCCUGCUUUGAUUAAAGUGCUCCUGCGUGUGAGAGUAUGUGUUCAUUUAGGCUGAACUUUGGAUUUGAUUGACGAAAUGAUCAGGAACAUCCAGUAAAUCACUGCUUCUCCACUGGUUUUGUUUCAUCCAACAGACCCUCAUGUUGUGUUCCCGUCAUCUUGACCUGGAAAGGAUUUUCUUUUUUCCAAAACUGUUAUUGCAUUGGACUAAAACUUUGCUCACACAGGAUAUAAAAAUUUCCUCCCAAAAAUGGAUGAUUUUGGGAUAAAAAAAAAAAAACACACAAAAAAAUUGCUUGUACAUUUAUUGUUAUUUUAUGCUAUUGCCAAAUAUUGGAUUACAUUUUCAGUAUACGUGUUUUCUCUCAAUUAUCACAGCUUUUGUUUUUCUUUUUGCAGCUGAUUGCUUGUAGACCUCAUUGAUCUGAGCUUAUGAGUGAAUUUUGAGUGAACAUUGCCAAAAUUAUCAAAAACUACAAGACCUAUAUGAUAAAUCAGUUCCAAAAAGAAAGAUCAAGCCUGUGCUGAUUGAUAGUGAACAAACUGAUAUAAAGGUGGAAUACAAUAUUUUAUUAUAAAUAAUAAAUCCAAGUGAGUAAUUUAAGUUUUUUGUCCCCAGUUUUAAAUGUAAUUUAUUUUAUUUUUAGCAUCAUAAGGCUUAAAUUGUAGAAUCAUUUUUGAGCGUAAAAAAAAAAGUUAAGUAUUUUAUUUUGUAUUUGCUGGUGCUGUUUUUUCCCCCUAAUUUUUACUUAAAGUUAUUUCAUUUCAUUUAAUUUUACAAUAAAGGCCAAAAUUGUUUAUCACACAAAAUAAACAAAUAUCCCAGUAACUAGUCAUUUAAGAUUCUUUUUUUCAGUUUAUUUUUUUUUUUUUUACUUAAAUGUAUUUUAUUUUAUUUUAUUGAAUUAUAUUUUAUGUUACGGCAAAGGCCUAAAUUGUUUAUCAAACAAAAAUGAUUGAAUUCAAACAUGGAAAUCUUUUAAU